This is a messenger RNA of Cydia amplana, 1161 nucleotides long. RefSeq names its product MYG1 exonuclease. Gene Ontology annotation, cellular component: nucleus; cytoplasm. Bases 64 to 1161 code for a protein of 365 amino acids. NCBI's taxonomy places the organism in Eukaryota, Metazoa, Arthropoda, Insecta, Lepidoptera, Tortricidae. The record is from RefSeq and is a predicted model, not a curated record. The transcript is spliced from 5 exons.
UGCUUAUUACCUGUAAAACCACGAGUUUCAGAAUUAUUUUAAUGUAAAAAUGUAUUAAUUGUAAUGUUUAAGAAAUCAUUUCAACUUUUACACCCGAUUUUAUACCGUACUUCUCCAAAAUCGUGUUCUUUUCCCAUUACGCGUUCAUUUUCUGUUAGUAAACUGCUUUUUAAAAACAUGAAGAUCGGAACCCACGAUGGCGUCUUCCAUUGCGACGAAGUCCUGGCGUGCUUCAUGCUCAAGCAGCUGCCGCAGUACAAGGACGCCGAGAUCGUGCGCACCAGAGACCCGGAGAAGCUCAAGACUUGCGACGUCGUGGUUGAUGUAGGCGCGGAGUUCGACCAUGAGUCGAAGCGGUACGAUCAUCAUCAGAGAGAAUUUAGCGAGACGUUGAGCUCGUUGCGGCCAGAGCUUGGUGAUAAGUAUAAAAUAAAAUUAAGUUCAGCUGGUCUAGUUUAUGCAUAUUAUGGCGAGGGUGUCAUCCAAACCAUCGCUCCUAAGGAAGUCCCCCUGCAAUCGGAAGAUUUAAGAAUAAUUUACAAGAAAGUAUAUGAAAACUUCAUUGAAGAAAUAGAUGCUAUUGAUAACGGAGUACCUAUGACCAGUGAAGAGCCAAAAUACAAGAUAAGAACACAUUUAAGUGCAAGAGUGGGUCGCUUAAAUCCAGAAUGGAACUCUAGUGCUACAGUGGAUCUAGAUGAAGUGUUUAAGAAAGCUAUGAAACUUGUCAGCGAAGAGUUUGUUUACACAACGAGCUAUUUUAUAUCAGUUUGGCUGCCCGCUAGAGACUAUGUCAAGUCUGCGAUAGAAUCUAGAUUUGAGGUUCACAAGUCUGGCCAGAUUCUGGAGUUUACAGAGAGGUUCCCUUGGAAGGAGCACCUGUUUGACCUGGAGACGGAGAUGGGGCUGGGCCUAGAGAUCAAGUAUGUGCUGUUCAACGACAAGCCCAAGUCAUGGCGGGUGCAGGCCGUGCCUCAGAACCCUACCAGCUUUCUUACCAGGAAACCUCUCCACAAGGACUGGUGGGGCGUCCGCGACGAAUUACUCAGCGACGUGGCCGCCAUACCUGACUGCAUAUUCUGCCACAGCACCGGCUUCAUUGGCGGCAACGCCACGAGAGAGGGCGCGCUUAAAAUGGCCGUCGCCAGCUUGGAAGCUUAA